Messenger RNA from Pyricularia pennisetigena, 813 nucleotides. RefSeq lists its product as uncharacterized. Lineage: Eukaryota; Fungi; Ascomycota; Sordariomycetes; Magnaporthales; Pyriculariaceae. The record is from RefSeq and is a predicted model, not a curated record. Bases 1 to 813 code for a protein of 270 amino acids. Gene Ontology annotation, biological process: mycotoxin biosynthetic process. The transcript is spliced from 3 exons.
AUGAUGGAACCAACAAAGGAAAAGCACGAAUAUGCCAACGUCGAUGAGCACGACGAUUGUUGCUCGAGCACAGAGGUGGAGGACUCCCUGAUGGGAAUGGAUGAGGAGAAGCAAUACAGAUGCCGAGACCACAUUGGCUCCCCGAGGAGACCAAGGUCGCUCGCAUCCAAGCUUCUCGCGCCCUUCAAGUCCGGCAGGUGGCUGAUCGACACGGGGCUGCUACUUGUCAUUAUCUUUCUGCUGGUAAAGGACAAGCGGAAGGAUGUGGAAAACCCGUGGCAAUUCGGAGGUGAUAUAACUGGUGUCAGCCCGAGAUUCUCAUCACAGAUUCAGACGUUCCACGUCAACCAGUCCUUUGCACCAUCCAACACAUCCGAGUUCUUCACGGACGAGGUAUUGCAGCGGUGGAACUCACUGAUGCCCCGGGGCAUGGGUUUCCAGUGGGUUAACGACACGCACAAGUACCACGACCUCCCGACGCCAAUCCUCUGGGACGAAGGCAAGACCGUCUUCACCACCUCGGUGACGCACAACCUCCACUGCCUGUUCGCCAUCGUGCAGACCUAUUCUGGCCUCAAGUCGGGCCACGAGCUGCCCGACGACCACCACUGGCACAUGAUCCACUGCUUCGACUACAUGAGGCAGGCCAUCAUGUGCUCGGCCGACAUGGCCCUGGAGGGCCUCGAGACCACAUUCCCCGACCACAAUGGCGGGUCCGAUGGUUGGGAUUCGAAGCACGUCUGCAAGGACUGGGGCCAGGUCAAGGACUACCUCGAGAGCGUGCGGGCCUAUGACGAUAAGCUUAUUUACUAG